UAGUAAAGCUCUAGCAGUCUGAACGGGCAAAAUCCAACUAUUUCGGAGUGUCAAUUGCCAGAAAAAAACUGAUUUGCACUUGUCCACUUUUGACUGCAUUUGAAGGUGGUUGACAAUUCAAGUGACCACAUUGCAUUUAUAGCACAAAAUCUUCAGUGUGGAAGAGUGUCUUGCCAUUCCCCAUCCCCCAAGAUGCAGGUUGCCGAGUGAAGCCUCUUGCAAGUGAUAAACAGAAACUGUCACACUCUAAACAUCCCUCAAACUGUCUCCUGUCCAGGCGUCUGAGACAGAUGGAUCGGGAGAGUCCACUUGCCUUACACAUUUCCAUUUUUGACCGUGCCUGCAGCAGUCCUCCCAAAAGAACCCCCAGUCCUCACGACUUUAUAUGUGCAAGGCCUCAGCGAGGCAACAGACUGGGGGAGAAUCACAAAUCCAGGUCACACGAGACACGCCGUUGUCCAAUUGUUGCUUUGUGGUUGUUAGCAGGCCUGCGUCUUGCUAUGAAUCUCGUAGAACUAGAUCAGGAGUGUUUGCUACACCUUUUUUCGUACCUUGACAUGGACAGUCGCAACAGCCUGUCCCUGACCGGUGUACGACUAAGACAGGUCUUUCUGGACCCACAGCUGUGGACGCUACUUCACUUCAGGUCUCCGUGUGAGCUGAGGAGGGACAACUAUGUUCUGGGAUCUUCGCUGAGGUACCUAGCUGUAUCCUGGCACUCUAGCAGGGUCAAAGUGUGCAACAUUGAGGACUGGAUGAAGACCACAUUCCAGAAGGACCUCUGCAGGAAGCACAAGAGCAUCGUCAGUGACUUCCUGGAGCGUGUUUGCCACAUGUGUCCAAAUCUACUCUCGCUGACUCUUUCUGGAUGUGGGCACAUCACGGACGGCAAUGUUAUUAACGUGCUACAGCUAAGUAUUCAAUAUCCAGGGCAGCACAGUCUACAAAUCUUUAACCAAAUCUUAAGUUUUGAUAAUAAAACAUUUGAAAAUUCUCUGAAGGGCUGUAUUUAUUAAAAGCACAGCAUGUUUUGGUUGUAUAAUCUAGGUUAGUUCUGGAACAACUCACGGCUGGUUAUCCUCAUUGCGGGUUUUGGACUUCCUCCUAGUUAUGCAAGAGCAACAUUUGACAGAGGACAGGUUUACAGCCUUGCUGCAUUACAUUUAUUAAGCAAUAACAUGUGAGAGGAUGUACAGAACUAUAUUGUAAAUCAUGUAAUAUAUAUAUAGGGACAACACACCAAAGGUACAAUAUUCACAAUACACCAUUGCAUUAAGUGCUUCAUUGCAUUUACAUUUAUGCAUUUAUAGAAUAGUUUUAUCCAAAAGAUAAUUUCAUUAAGCAUAUUCAUUCAUUCUUUAGUGUAAGAAAACAUAGCUACCUGUAGAGACGUAAUAUUAAACAGUUACAUAAAGGAAUUUUCUAGCACAAUAUCUUAAUGAAUUUGCUUAAUAAAAUGUUACUUUAGAAUAAUCAGAUGUGUAAUAUAAAUACAUUUUUGGACAUAUUAUAUGGCAUAUUAGCAUUGAUAUUUGACCCAUACAAUAAACUCUGAGAAUGCAUAAGGUAAUGUGGGGGAUUUUUCAACUAUUAUGCAUUUUUUGACAUCCCAAUUCAUUUGAAAUACUUCAAAUGAAAGGGAUUGCAAUUUGGCAAAAAAAAAAAAGUAACUACUUACAGGUUAUUGCAGCUAUUAAUAAAUUAAAAUCUGGUGCAUUUUAUCAUAUUGCUUUUUUAUAACAGCAAUAAUAUUUUAUAGCUAUAUUUUAUCACAGCUUUAACACUGCAUCAAGACUGAAACUAUGUGAUUGAUAACAUUAUUUGCAAAAUUUAUGCAGAGGUUUGGAUAUAAAUUUAAAAGCGAAUAUAAUUGUCUUUCUAGAGGAUGCAAGAAUGAGCUGUGGCUAUCUUGUCUUAAUGGAGAGUUCUGACCUGAAGCAUGCACAGAGUUAUUUGAGGCCAUGUUGGGACAUCUUCCAACGUUGUGAUUAGAAACAUAUUAUGUAAGAGCUGUGGAGUGUAGAAGUGGUUUUGCCAGUGUCUGUGUUGUAUAUGUGACCAUGCUAUUUUGCAUUGUAAUUGCAGCAAAAAUAGAUAUUCUUGCCUCUUGGAGUCAAAGAAUUUGUUCUAUGCCUGUUUGACCUUAUUCAAGUAAUUCAGUCAAACACCCAAACCCUCAGGGAAUCAUCAAGGCUUUAUGAAGAACAAUCACACAUUCUGUCCCUAAAUAGUCUGUAAUAUUAUUGGAACUAAACUUAGAAAAACUAAAUAAUUUGUAAUGGGUCUUAACAUAAAGUCCCUUGUUUUAAAGCCAACGUUCUCCACAGGAUGUUCCCCUCGAUGGAUUGAAGGCUGGAGGGUGAAAUAAUAAUGGGAUUAUUUUUUCCCUCCCUCUCAUUUCUGUUAUCUGUAUCUCUUUCCAACUCUCGCUAUCUAUUUUGCUCAAGGUUUUGUACUUGUCAAGUUAUGUAAGCAAAUGAUUGAAGAAAAAAACUCAAUUAAUGCCUUUAAUUAUAUAACAUCUUAUCGUUGUGAAAAAGUCUGUUAUCGUGUACUUGAAAUGAAGACUGUGAGAUAACGUCUGUUUGAUCAAUACUCUAUAAAAAUUCCCAUGACCAGGACAACAAGGAGGGCAUGUGACUCAUGGUCCACCCAUAAAUCUUUCGUCCCGGCCCUGUGAAAUCAAGAAAGGGUACUGGCCGUGACAUUUCGUAAGACAAAUGAGCAGAGUGGAUUUAGGCAAUCACGGCAUGCUGAUCAUGUUUUGCCAUUCAUUUCUUUGUUGUGGAUGUCAAUCCACUCCAAGUGGUUAUGUAAUCUGGUUAAUGUUUCCCAAGUAUUUCAUAAUGUCAGGGGUCCAGCAAACAGAUUUAGAAAGGCAGAAAACAUUAGACACUAUUUAUGUGCAACGUGUAAGCAAUUAGCCAUUGAAGCCAAGAAACUGCAGUAGCCUUUCAAAGGA
Molecule: messenger RNA, 2962 nt
Organism: Carassius auratus (goldfish)
Lineage: Eukaryota; Metazoa; Chordata; Actinopteri; Cypriniformes; Cyprinidae
Product: F-box and leucine-rich protein 22-like
Exons: 2
Coding region: 291-1016 (241 amino acids)
Molecular function (GO): protein binding
Source: RefSeq, a predicted model, not a curated record